AUGUUUCCUACAGUGGUCUCUGGCCAGGGUGGUGUGUGGAAUGCGGGUGACGAAGCCCAGCCUCACAUUCAACCCACACCCACUAGCCCUGUGACCGUGUCGCCAGGGUCUAUGAUGCCUCCAGGGCCGUCAUUUCCUGCAUCGUCGACUUCAAUAAGGGAAGCAGGAUCAGAACCAUCUGCACCCGUGCUACCAUCAACUUUUUUGCAAGCCUCAUCGACUCCAUCUCCCCUGAUCCCAGCGCCCCCGGCGCCAAUCAAUCGCUCCAUCGACUCGCGCGCUAGUCCUGGAUUUCUGCACGGAGUGGGCUCAUUUCCUCCUACCUUGGCUUAUUCGACCGGUGAAUCACUAACUAUCUCCCCCCAAGAUACCAAUAUGACCAACAUGACCCACCCGACGGCUGCCCAAGUCGCCCCUGUCGCUAAGGCCGGCACACCAAAAAAAGCGUCUUCUAGUGGUGUGGCGUCUCGGCCUGUAGGACGCCCACCGUUGCUCGGAAAGCCAACUGGCGCGCGUCGUGGUCGGCCCCCGCGUAACCCACGCCCGCCGCCUGAGGCUGCAAAUUCUUCGUCAACAUCCAACUCACUUUCCUAUCCUGCACCAGCGCCCGGAGUCAUUGCCCGGCCUCCUUUGCAGCCGCCUGUCUCGAGCGCAACACAUUCAUUUCCGGCAUCAAAUCCGUUGGCGGGGUCCGCCUUGCGUCAUGGAUGGACACCAUCUCUAACAGUGCAGAAACAACAGGCAUUGCUUACAAGAGCGAUGCAAGUUUCACAGGCGCAGAAUGCAACCAAUUUCACGCCAUUUCACGCGCUUUUACAAAUGGGAUUUUUGUUUGUACGUCAUGCGCAGCUUCCAGCAAUGCCGUCAGCAAGCUUAAGUGACGGGGUUGUCUUACGUCUUGACGAGGCGUCGUCAUUAGGUGUUCUUCCGCCUCAGCUUGUAUCGAAAACUCGAAUGCCGAUGGCGGGCAUGUCGCCGUCGACAUCAACUAUGGUACACGGUGUAUCAUCUAAGUCAGGGACAACUGUGGGCUCUAUGCCUGCGAACUCCUCCUCUGCGUUUGCAUCUCCGAUGUCAUCCACGGUCCCCACUACGCAGCCGCACCAUGGCCAGUCGGGCAGUAUAUCGUCCUUCAUUGAUGCUAAUACUGCACCACUUGCAUCGUCUUCUGGAUGGCCGGAGCUGCCGACAUAUUUUCCAGGCCGUGCGUUUGUUGAUGGUGGUGCUCCUCCCGCGAAGUCUGCUGUAGAUAUGCCUGUGACGACACAGAAUACGCGUCUGACGAAAUUACCCAGCACAGAGCCAGUGGAUCCGAAGGUGUGGAAGCCGAUGUCACCAAAGACGAAGCGUGAACUAAGGGCCACGAUGGAGAGCGAUGCUGCGUUCUCGACCCGAAAGGCACGCCAAGACAAGGCCAUGGACACAGAGUUGUAUAUGCGAGUCUCAAAUCUUAUGCAGCCGAGUCGGCCCUUACCUUGGUGGGAACGUUCUCGUGCGAUGGAUACCUCGUCUUCGCCUCAUACAGGAUCAUUACAAAUUAUAUUCCCUGCGCAGAGACAGCGUCAUUGGGAGCAUUUGGGGCUGCAAGGUAUGCGAACGAGGCUGUCUCUGAAGGGCGAAAAUGCGAAGCGCGUUUCGUCGCUGCCUGAGACUCUCGUGCCGAUCCGACUGGAUUUAGAGCAUGAGCCGUUUAAGUUGCGUGACACAUUUUUGUGGAAUGCCGUCGAGGAUGAGACGUCACUCGACUUGUUUGCUGCAUCUAUAUGUGAAGACUUAGGCGUGCCGCCGAAAGUGUUCAUGGAACUUAUCAAAGUCGCUGUCCAAAGCCAAGUCAACGAGUACGCGACGAAUAUGGCUUUGCGCAUGAGCGACAACGCAGAAGAUGAUGAGAAUACUGAUGGCGGUGGGCAUCUGAAUGAGGCAGCCGCUUCAAUCUGGCUUCGUCUUCGCGAGCGGGUGUUGAACCAAAGCACAAAACAUAUGCCCGGAACCAUGGAACCCGUCGCAGAAAAUCAUGAUACCCCGGAAGCAUCGUAUCUCGAAGAUACGGAGAAUGUGCCUGACAAUAAAAUUCCUGACGAACUCCGUGUAUUGAUCAAGAUCGAUAUCCUGGUGGGUGGCACACACUUAAUUGACCAGUUUGAAUGGGACUUGCUCGCACGUCACUCACACGAUGCCGAGACAUUUGCCGCGACAUUUGCCGCAGAGCUUGGCUUAGCUGGUGAGUUCAAGACGGCUAUUGCUCACUCCAUACGUGAGCAAGCCACGAAUUAUCUACGUGCCCUAGCUGUGUUGGGCUAUCCUUUUAAUCAGCUUGCUAGUUUGGACGAAGACAUCCGUGCAAGUUUCCUGCCAGCUGUGUCGCCAUCGCUAAUUUCACGUCCGCACGAAUCUCUUGACGCAUACACGCCAAAAUUGAUCCAGCUAAAUUCAACGGAGGUCUUGCACCUGGAGCGUGAGCAUGAACGAGAGUCGCGACGUAAGCGCCGGCAGACCAAGGGACGCCGAGGAACACAGAACGUUGACAUUGAGCCACAGCGCACGAUCCGUUCUCUGCCGCUAUACGGCUUUCAGGGUGCAAUGCCAGAGAUGGAGCGUCCUCAGCCCGCACGACGCGCCGCCGCCGCAGCAGCGGCGAGUCUUGCGUCAGGGUCAUCAACUGCGCCACAUGAACUGAGUCCCGGCGUUGAUGAAUCGUCCGUAUUUUUGCCGUCGACGAAGCGCAUCAAACACGACUGGUACGACAUGUAUUUCCGAUACCCGGGCGGGCUUGGCAGCGAGAGUGAAGCAAGACGCACACAGCCUUCGACCAGCUCGGCUCUUGACACCAUGGCGUCCAGCACCACGGCGAAGGCACCUACGUUGGGCACACAUCCUGACCCGACUUUUGCUCCUACCCCAUCCUUAGCAUCUCGACACGUGCGACCAGAGGAUUUAGAAAGGCAGCACCCGACAAUGCAUGAUGGCGUGUGGCAUUGUGCAAAUUGUGGUAUGCCUGGUUACCUCGAUGCAGCUCGACGAAAAGGGCCAGCUGGCGAGAAGACACUUUGUGGUCCGUGUGGAAAGUACUAUCACCGACAUCGACGCAUGCCAAGUGUUCUGUACUCACGGGAUCCUGCGCACCACUCGAAGAAGCCGCGCGAGUCGACGCCUGUGCUUGACGCAUCGGCACUGACGCAUGAGCAGGACGUCUCCUUGACAGAGAAUGACCAAGACACCCAAGGUCCGCCGCCUCUAUGGCUUGUCCAUGCCGUUGACGCGUGCCGCUCCAAGUACAAGAACGACCGCUUUUUUAUUCAGAUGCGAGCCCGACCACCAGAUGCCAUACCGGACGGCGAUCUAUGGCGGAUCAAAUGUCUCGAUUGCCCGGGCAAAGUUUACAAACCAGGGCCUGGUGAGUCCCUGGCAAACUUUGAAAUUCACUUGAAGAACCGAAGUCAUCGCUUGGCUGUCUCUCGACGACUUGGCGGUGACGAUGACUUGGAAUUUCUUGUCAAGUCCAACUGA
This is a messenger RNA of Malassezia globosa CBS 7966, 3507 nucleotides long. RefSeq lists its product as uncharacterized. The record is from RefSeq and is a predicted model, not a curated record. Gene Ontology annotation, biological process: chromatin remodeling; positive regulation of pseudohyphal growth by positive regulation of transcription from RNA polymerase II promoter. Lineage: Eukaryota; Fungi; Basidiomycota; Malasseziomycetes; Malasseziales; Malasseziaceae. Bases 1 to 3507 code for a protein of 1168 amino acids. The transcript has a single exon. Gene Ontology annotation, cellular component: nucleus; nuclear chromosome. Gene Ontology annotation, molecular function: transcription coregulator activity.